GCCGCGGGUUUACCCCCGUCGCGGGCGCGUUAACCCGGAAGCACGUGUUAGUCCCGUGCGGCCGCGUGCUCCACACCGCGACUCCACACCGCGGCUCCACGUGUCCCGCGCGACUCCGCGUAGCUCCACGUCUUCACGGCUCCCCCCCGGCUCCCGUUCGCGGCUCGGGUUCCGCGCAGCGCUCCGCCGCCAUGAAGUUCAACUUCAGGUUUUCGAACCUGCUGGGCACCGUGUACCGUCGCGGAAACCUCGCCUUCUCUCCCGAUGGCAACAGCGUGGUCAGCCCCGUGGGGAACCGGAUCACGCUCUUCGACCUCAAAAAUAACAAGUCGGAGACCCUGCCUGUGGCGACAAGGGUCAAUAUCAGCUGUGUGGGCCUCUCUCGAGACAUGAGCCUGGCCAUCCUCAUUGACGAAGAGGGUGCCGCGGUGCUCGUGAGCAUGAUCGGCAAAUCGGUGCUGCACCACUUCCACUUCCACAAGCCGGUGCACAGCAUCAAGUUCUCUCCGGACGGGCGGAAGUUUGUCGUGACCAAAGACAAGGUGGCAAUGCUUUAUCACGCUCCCGGCCUCGUGCGGGAGUUCAACCCGUUCGUGCUGGACAAAACCUUCUUUGGGCCGUACGACGAGACCACCUGCAUCGACUGGACGGACGAUUCCAGGUGCUUCUCGGUGGGCAGCAAGGACAUGUCCACGUGGGUGUUCGGAGCCGAGCGCUGGCAGAACCUGGUCUUCUACGCCCUCGGGGGCCACAGGGACGCCAUCGUCGCGUGCUUCUUCAGGCAGAACUCCCUCGACAUUUACACGCUGAGUCGGGAUGCCGCGCUGUGCGUGUGGGAGUGCGACACUCCACUGACGGGCCUCAGGCCUCGGGCCGCGAAGGCCCCGGAGGAGGCGGCGGAGGAGGAGCGGGAGGUCCCCUGCGGCCACGGCGAGGGGGAGAAGGCCGGCGAAGUGAUUCACGGGAAAGUGGAGACGGAAGUUGCCCAAUACAAGGUCCACUACAAGCAGAAGUCCAAGCACUUCUUCAACAAAGACGGAGACUUCAAAUACCUCACCGCCGCCGACUACCACAAGGCCACGCAGAUCCUUGUCUCGGCCUUCGCCUCCGGAGUGUUCCACAUCCACGAGCUGCCGGACUUCAACCUCAUCCACUCUCUCAGCAUUUCGGACCAAUCGAUCUCGUCGGUUUGCAUCAACAACACGGGCGACUGGAUCGCUUUUGGCUGCACAGGCUACGGGCAGCUGUUGGUGUGGGAAUGGCAGAGCGAGUCGUACGUCAUGAAGCAGCAGGGCCACUACAACAGCAUGGCUUGCGUGAGCUACUCGCCCGAUGGGCAGCACAUGGCGACAGGCGGGGAUGACGGCAAGGUGAAGCUGUGGAACACGAGCAGCGGCUUCUGCUUCGUCACCUUCAGCGACCACAGUAGCUCCAUCACGGGCAUCACCUUCACCAGCACCGGCUUCGUGGUGCUCUCCGCCUCCCUGGAUGGCACCGUCCGAGCCUUCGACCUGCACAGGUACCGCAACUUCCGGACGUUCACGUCACCGCGUCCGGCGCAGUUCUGCAGCGUGGCGGUGGACUCGAGCGGGGAGGUGGUGUGCGCUGGCUCCUCCGACCACUUCGAGGUCUACGUGUGGUCCAUGCAGACCGGACGUCUGCUGGAGGUGCUGGCUGGUCACGAGGGGCCGGUGAGUGGCCUCAGCUUCAGCCCCGGGCAGGCCCUGCUGGCGAGCUGCUCGUGGGAUCGCACGGUGCGCGUCUGGGACGUGUUCGAGAGCAAGGGCAACCGGGAGACCAUCCAGCUCAACUCGGACGCCCUGGCCGUGGUGUUCCGGCCAGACGGCAAGCAGAUCGCCGUCGCCACGCUGGACGGCCACAUCUCGUUUUGGGACCCGCACCAGGCCACGCAGACCGGCUCCAUCGAGGGGCGCCACGACCUGGCCAUGGGGCGGCGGGACCUCGACCUCGUCACCGCUAAGCACACCGCCAAGGGGAAGUCUUUCACCACGCUGUGCUACUCGGCCGACGGGGAGAGCAUCCUGGCUGGAGGACGCUCCAAGUUUGUCUGCAUCUACAACAUCCAGGAACAAAUCCUCAUCAAGAAGUUUGAGAUCUCCUGCAACCACUCCCUGGAUGCCAUGGAGCAAUUCCUGGACCGACGAAAGAUGACGGAGUUUGGAAGCCUGGCGCUGAUCGAUGAGGGCGUGGGGGAUGAGGAGGGAACAGCCAUCAGCCUUCCCGGCGUUCGACGAGGAGACAUGAGCAGCCGGAACUUCAAGCCGGAGGUGCGCGUGACAUCCCUGCAGUUCGCCCCCACAGGGCAGGGAUGGGCUGCCACGACGACAGAGGGGCUGCUGGUCUACUCCCUCGACAGGGGGCUCGUGUUUGACCCCUUCGACCUGGACGUGGACGUGACGCCGCAGUCCGUCCGCAAGGCGCUCUCUGCCGGGAGCUUCUCCACCGCGCUCAUCCUCAGCUUCCGCCUCAAUGAGAAGCAGGUCAUCCAGGAGGUGCUGGAGAGCAUCCCCCACUCGCACAUCGAGAUUGUAAGCAGGUCCCUAGCAGAAGUCUACGUGCUCAAGACCUUGGAUUUUGUUGCUGCUAUGCUGGAGUCCUCUUGCCACCUCCACUUCUACCUCCUGUGGGCACACCAGCUGCUGCUGCUGCACGGGCCUUCACUCAAGGCUCGCUCCGCGUCCAUCCUGCCGCUGAUCCGGAACCUCCAGCGCAGCACCCAGAAGCGCCAUGACGAAGUCGCCAAGCUGUGCGACUGGAACAUGUACAACAUGCGCUACGUCCUCGCACUGGCCCAGCAGACUCCCGAGAAGCCGGAUGGAGAAGUGGCAGAAGAGGACUUGGACGAGAAUGAACUCUUGAGUGAUCUCAUGAUUUAGGACUUCGUCCGUGACACAAAACCGGCACCCCCAUUUGUGGUGUACCUUGUCAUGCUCGCUAAAAAGGUGGCGACGGACCUUUGCUCACAUCAUGGCCCUAGCUGACGCAUGUCGGGCGAAGAGAUCUGCAUAGGAGGUGACAAACGCACAACGAUCCAGGCUUUCCAGCGAUUGUUGUGGUCACUUCCUGGAACGCUAAAAGAACUAAAGCCUUUUUAUUUUACCAGGCAAGGCCCACCGAGCUAUGUAGCUUUUUUUCAAAAGCGACCUGGCCACCAAUCAUAGCUCAAGUAAGUGGCAGCUUAUCACAUGGACGUAUAUAGCAGCCAAAUAGUGAACAUUCAUGUGGAUUCUCAAAAUGGAGGAAACAAACUGGAGGACCUGAAGAAAAAUGCAAGCGACCACGGGGAGAGAGACAUGCCAACUCCGAAUAUACAGCAGCAGGCGUCAGGGUUGGGAUGGAACCCACGACCUCCAGCAUGCCAGGCGAGGGCGUUAACAUCCCGACCUCACCAUGCUCCAUUUAGUAGCAAACCGAACAUGGCGUCUAGUUGCUGCAUUCACACGUUGAAGAUUGUUUGUAAGUCAGCCUAAGUCUUAUAAAAACUGCAGUGAAAUAUAAUUCAAUACAAUAUUUGUAGCAGAUCUAUGCACAAAUCAAUUCCUGCCACCUGAGAAACAAGAUGCCAACCCCCAGACUGGUGGCAAACAAAUGUGUAACUGUAAAGGAUGGGUUUUUUUCAAUAAAAGUAUUGUUCAGGACUCAAUUUGAAAA
Petromyzon marinus (sea lamprey) is the source of this 3672-nucleotide messenger RNA. Its product is annotated as periodic tryptophan protein 2 homolog. Gene Ontology annotation, molecular function: protein binding. NCBI's taxonomy places the organism in Eukaryota, Metazoa, Chordata, Hyperoartia, Petromyzontiformes, Petromyzontidae. Gene Ontology annotation, cellular component: Pwp2p-containing subcomplex of 90S preribosome; small-subunit processome. The record is from RefSeq and is a predicted model, not a curated record. Gene Ontology annotation, biological process: ribosomal small subunit assembly; maturation of SSU-rRNA from tricistronic rRNA transcript (SSU-rRNA, 5.8S rRNA, LSU-rRNA).